AUGGCUACAGCUGCAGCGGAGCCGAAAGAAAAAGCGCACUGGACACCCGAGGAGACAUUCGCCCUUAUCAAAAUAUGGGAAGACCAUCUCCAUGACUUAAGAAGGGCGAAGCGCAACGCAAAAGUGUACCAGUUGAUUGCUGAAAAGCUGCUCGAUGCUGGCGUCAGCAAGACUUUGAAAGAGACGAAGACAAAGAUCGAAAAUCUAGCAAACAAGUACAGAGACAUCAACAAGAAAAAGGGCACUGGGCAAGGCCGUGUCACUUGGCCCUAUUACUGGGAAAUUCACAAGUUCCUCAGUGCCUUACCAAUGAAUAACCAGCGGGAAAUGGUGGAAAGCCAGUGCAACACUGUGGAGGAGAUCAUCCACCAAAUGGAGAAUGAUCACAGAAGCGAAGACGACGGGGACGCAGCCGCCAACAUGAAUGAGGAUAUGGCAUAUCCUACACAGGAUGACGCAUCUGAAACACCAUCAGAAACUUCGUGUCGUGCGCUUUCAUCUCCUGUUGACGCUGGACCUUCACAAACUGGGACUCCCCAGCAAAAUGCUUGUCGCCAGAGCUUACUGGGGCCUCGCGAAAGGAGAAAGAGGCAGCCAUCGAAUGCAAAUCUGCUUGCGCAGCUCAUUGAGGAGCAACGGCAGCUGCGUCUUUAUGUUUAGAAAAAGGCAUGCAGAAAGAAGAAAAGUUCAGAGAGAAGCAGAUUCAGCUGCAGGAAGAAAGUGCGCAGCGUGAAAAUUUAUUUUUGGCGUGUUUGCGGGAUUUGGGCAAAAAGUAAAUGUUCAAUGCCUGCA
Messenger RNA from Dermacentor andersoni, 792 nucleotides. NCBI's taxonomy places the organism in Eukaryota, Metazoa, Arthropoda, Arachnida, Ixodida, Ixodidae. The record is from RefSeq and is a predicted model, not a curated record.